Molecule: messenger RNA, 1573 nt
Organism: Punica granatum (pomegranate)
Lineage: Eukaryota; Viridiplantae; Streptophyta; Magnoliopsida; Myrtales; Lythraceae
Source: RefSeq, a predicted model, not a curated record
AUUCACCUUCAUUUUCGACUCUUCGCUCUCUUUCUCUAGACCCCUUAUUCCUCAGCUCCCUCCUCAUCCUCAUCCUCGUCCUCGUCGUCUUCAUCUUCCUCCUCAGUAGUCCAUGCGAUUGGCAAUCGGGAAAGCCGAUCAAGAGCUGGUGUCGCUGAUUUGCUAGAAGGUUCGCCUGAGCUUCUCUCUUCUCGAAUAGGGUGUGCUUCAUCUGAACAAACUACACAACUGCUUUCUUUGUAUCCCAAAUGAUGAGAGGAGUAAGAUGAUCACAAAUUCAACGGAUGAGGCUGGCCUCCAAGCAAAACUAGAGGAGCAGAAGAAUGACGGCAGGAUCAAUUCCCAGGCGGUGCCUUCUAGUUCGAGGCAGUGGUCGAGUUUCAGGAACCCUCGAAUUGUGCGUGUGUCGCGUUCAUUUGGAGGUAAGGAUAGGCACAGCAAGGUGUGCACCAUUAGGGGUUUGAGGGACAGGAGAAUCAGACUCUCAGUGCCGACCGCAAUUCAGCUUUACGAUCUUCAAGACAAACUCGGGCUUAGCCAGCCCAGCAAGGUCAUUGAUUGGCUACUUGAUGCAACAAAGCAAGACAUCGACAACCUCCCACCCUUACAAAUGCCUCAGGGGUGCGGACAGUUCCACCAGCAAAUGUUCGGUGACAAUUCCGGAUCGAGAAAUCUUGGCAAUCUACUGCUUCCCCACGAGCCUAGCACCUCUCAGUUGUCGCUCUCUCCCUUCUUUCCUAUGAGUAAUUCGACGUUUCUAAGCAAGCAUGGAAUCAAGAUCAAUGACAAUGUUGAUGGAGAUGGUGACACCACAGCUAGGGUUAAGUCAUCAAAGUAUUGGGAUAUCGAUUUGGGAUUGACAUCGAAAGAUAAGGAAGUACUCCAGACGGAGCCUCUUGGUGAUGAGAAAGGGAAAUCUAUCGAGAUGAAUGAGUUGCAGAAGCAUGUUGGAUUCAGUGGUCAUUAUGCACAACCAUCAGCUCAGAACUUCUUUCCGGUAGUUGGAUAUUCUUCUCUACCAUCGGGUUUGACGAAUAAUGCUAUGCCGUAUUCGUACAACCAAUGGGAGCCAUCAAACUUAUCUCUAUCUCACGUCGGCGGAUUUCAACAUCAAAUGGAGAAUUUUCUCCACUCGAAUUCGGUAUCAUCACUGCCUUCUUCUUCCUCUUUAUUGGCUAAUUUGUCGUCCAGAUCUCAAUUAUAUUUUUGUCCCCAAACGGUGGCGCCGUCUCUCUUUCCUACGUACCCUCCAUACCUUGCAGCCUCAUCAACCGAGAAUGAUUCGAGACAGAUAAAUCACUUCCAAUUGCUGAGCUCGAGUUCUUACCAACCUGUUGUGCCAUCGCACCAUCUAAGCAACCCGCAGAUGAAAUCGUUUCAGACAAACACUAAUACCAAGUUUCUUCAUUCUCAAGACGAUACUCAAAGCCAAGAUGAUGAGGAAGCAGACUAGCUUUCAAACCGUAGAGAUUUGUCAUGGUUAUUGAUAUUCCUUGUGCUAUAUUUUAUCUAUAUAGGACACAAAUUGUAUAAUGCUCGCAAUUUUUCAAAUAACUCAGCAGCACUCUCAGUC